Molecule: messenger RNA, 534 nt
Organism: Lactuca saligna
Lineage: Eukaryota; Viridiplantae; Streptophyta; Magnoliopsida; Asterales; Asteraceae
Source: the annotation of a GenBank genome assembly
AUGACUGACAAUUUCAUGGGUUCCAUACAAAAGAAACCACAUGCCUUGUGCUUACCAGCCCCAGCACAAGGCCAUAUUAACCCCAUGCUAAAAGUUGCUAAGAUCCUCCACUCCAAAGGCUUUCAUAUAACCUUCGUUAACACCGAGUUCAACCAUCAACGACUUAUCAAAUCUCAGGGCUCCGAAGCCCUACAUGGCCUCCCUUCCUUCUGCUUCGAGACCAUUCCUGAUGGCCUUCCGCCGCCACAGAACCCGGAUGAAACCCAAGUUUUCCCAACCUUAUGGAAAUCCAUGGAUGAAACUUGUCUGGCUCCAUUUAAAAGUCUGCUUACGAAAUUGAAUGCUUCAUCUUCACCGGUGACUUGCAUAGUUGCAGACUUAUUCAUGGGCUUCACCCUCGAUGCAGCCAAAGAACUUGAUAUCCCCGAGAUAGUCCUAUGGACCAGCGGUGUUAGUGCUCUAAUGUGUGUUCAUGAGCAGAACAAUCUAUUGGAGAGAGGUUUGGUGCCACGUGAAGGUAAUAUAUAUACUUAA